UGAAGACACAACCUUUUCCCCCUCCGUUGUGUGCAGACGGUUCCCUGCGAAAGCACCCAGCCUCACUUUUGUUUUUUUGUUUUUUUACGCACACUUCUUCCUCAAGCGUGUAUUUGUUUAUUUAUUUAUUAAUUUAUUCAUUUGCUUCAGUUUCGGCCCAGUUCGGCUGCGUGCUGCGUUUCUGUCCGACUGCCAGGAAACUUAACUGUGGAUCCAUGGUGUUAAAUUUCCAUUGUAACAAGUGGAUAACAGGAGGCGACCCGACCAAGGUGUAAUGAGAGCGCUGGUCAUGGACAGAUGAUGGACGUGGAGACGUCGUACUCAGACUUCAUCAACUGUGAUCGCACAGGCCGCAGGAACGCAGUGCCCGAUAUCUCAGGGGAGGGGACAGUAGUGGCCAGCACCAGUGAACUCACCAAAGACCUGGCAGAGAUGGACCUGAAGGCUGCAGAAGGAGACCCGGGGGCCUCCCCAGCCCCUGAGGCAGAGGGCUCCACCAGCCAAGACGCCCAGGGAAGUGGAGGCCCCUCCUAAACCCAGCCAGAGACUGAAGGGGGGCAGAGCCAAGGAGAGAAAAGUAGAGAGGAAGCAGGUGAAAGUGGUGAGACAUGGGGAAAGGAAAGAGAGAGUGUAUAUUGGUUGUCCUAAGCGGACAUGAGGACACCUUCGCUCACUGCCGGCCUGUUUGGGGCUUCCACGGCUCUAAAUGUUCGCCUUUUUAUUGGAUCAGAUUGUAACAUGGGGAACAGAACAGAGUAGAACUGACAUUUGAGAUGCUUUUGCUUCAUACUCUGUUAGUCAUUUAUAUCCCUGACGAGUCGAGAAAGCACAGAAACUUUGGAUUAAUGUCUGUGGAGAUGGACUGAGCGGAACAGAAUUCAUUUAUAACAACACUCGAAACGUUGUUCCAGCCUAAUAUGGAACCGUGUCAUGGAGGGUGUAUUCAUAAUCACCUGUUUGUCAUUUUCUUUCUAUGUGUGUGUGUGUGUUUGUGACCCUCUUGUUCAAUUUCAUCGUCGAGUCGUCUUUUUUUUUUUUUUUUUUAGUAACAACCAUAGUCACCAUUAUACUGUCGUGUACGGACUUCAUAUUUAUUGCUAAAUGUUCAGUGAUAACUUUGUGAUAGCAAUUUUCUUUGUGUAAUAAAAUACUUAUGAAUUACUGUAACUGUUGUAUUAUAUGUUUUCCGGCGUAAUUCACGUGGCGUUUUGCAAGUUUCGGUUUUAUUGAACGCAGCAGGCGCAGGAGCUGUAAAGGUAGUGAGUCCCAGCCAGGCAGGAUUAAUGAGAUCAGCUCCGAGUUGUUCCAGAGCCAUAAAUAUUACUGAAUGCAGCUUUUGUGUACAUUAGGAUGGCCACAGGAUGCCAGUGUUUACAUUUCCACCUACAUUACAUUUCCCAGUGUUCCCAUUUAUCACUUUAUACAAUCAAGAAACAGCCGUUUAUCUGCAAAGCUGUAUAGACUUUUAGCAAGUGCAAGCCUUCAGAAAAUGUCCUCUU
This is a messenger RNA of Toxotes jaculatrix (banded archerfish), 1499 nucleotides long. RefSeq names its product protein kinase (cAMP-dependent, catalytic) inhibitor gamma (gene pkig). The record is from RefSeq and is a predicted model, not a curated record. Gene Ontology annotation, biological process: negative regulation of cAMP-dependent protein kinase activity. Gene Ontology annotation, cellular component: cytoplasm; nucleus. Gene Ontology annotation, molecular function: cAMP-dependent protein kinase inhibitor activity. The coding region runs from base 298 to 534 and encodes 78 amino acids. NCBI's taxonomy places the organism in Eukaryota, Metazoa, Chordata, Actinopteri, Toxotidae. The transcript is spliced from 3 exons.